ACAUUAAAGCCCACGAGUUUGAGAUAGAGUGGCGAGAGAACAGAGCCAUGGCCAUCUCCGCGUUAUCUGUUGCGGUUUCUAAUCCUCGCCUCCUCCCCUCGCUUCCCAAAUCGCACAAGGCGCCGCCUUUCCUCGCGAGGAGCGCCUCCCCUCUUCACCUGUCCCUCCCUGCGCCUUCUCUCCCCGUUGGCGACCCUGCGGAGGAGGCGGCCACCGCCUCCACUUCCUCCUCCUCUUCCUUCUUGGCACCGGUGCCAUCCACCAGUAGGCGGCUGUUCGGGGUGGGAGUCGGUAUUUUGGCGGCCUCUUGGUUCGCAUCCGAUGCUAGUGCCACCAGAAUAGAAUACUACGCCACUGUAGGUGAGCCACUUUGUGACAUGAGCUUUGCGAGGUCCGGCCUUGGUUACUGUGACGUCGCAAUCGGGACCGGCGUCGAGGCACCUCGGGGCGAGCUCAUCAACGUUCAUUAUACUGCACGGUUUGCUGAUGGCACUGUGUUCGAUAGCAGCUAUAAGCGUGGAAGACCUCUUACAAUGCGUAUAGGUGUUGGUAAGGUCCUACCAGGACUCGAUCAGGGAAUUAUAGGUGGUGGUGGUGUACCUCCAAUGCUUGUUGGGGGUAAGCGUAAACUUCUCAUACCGCCAUUGUUAGCUUAUGGGCCAGAACCAGCAGGAUGCUUUCAAGGAGAUUGCAACAUUCCAGCCAAUGCAACUCUUCUCUAUGACAUUCUUUUUGUUGGAGUGUACAAGUAAACAUCAUUACAGCAAUCUUCAUGGCUCCCGAUUGUUACUCAUGACAAAGGCAGCAGAACAAGAUUUAUUGUAAGCAGAGGGAAACAAGUUGCUUUGAAGCUCGCUUAUGUUUACACAAUCUGUUCUUCAGCAGUAUCUUCAACCAAAUGAAAUUUUUUGAAGCAGCAUUAUGUUUUAGUCUUCAGCUUGUAUCCUGAAUCCUACCCCGGUGAUUUAUGUACAUAGAAACGACAAAUCAUUUUAUGUAAAAGUUGUACUGAUGCACCAUGAAUGAUGACAACACUCUAUCCUGACUUUGCACAAGAAAAUGAUAAGAGAAUGAUGCUUAGAGUGCUUUUA
Messenger RNA from Musa acuminata AAA Group (dessert banana), 1091 nucleotides. Its product is annotated as photosynthetic NDH subunit of lumenal location 4, chloroplastic. Gene Ontology annotation, molecular function: peptidyl-prolyl cis-trans isomerase activity. Bases 48 to 752 code for a protein of 234 amino acids. The record is from RefSeq and is a predicted model, not a curated record. The transcript has 6 exons. NCBI's taxonomy places the organism in Eukaryota, Viridiplantae, Streptophyta, Magnoliopsida, Zingiberales, Musaceae. Gene Ontology annotation, cellular component: chloroplast.